GGAUGGCAUCGCGUUGCAAGAGACCAUGGCCAGCAUCUCCUCUUUUGGCAAGUACACCCACGUCAUUGUCCGAUGCAUCCCUUCCUCGUUUGGUACCUUGGAGACGGCGGCGGAAGGGUCUGAAGGGGGGAAUGAACCGGUGGACCUGGCCAAGGCUCAUCGGCAGUAUGGAGUCUACACGGGCAUCCUACGCCAGAAGCUGGGCCUGCAAGUCAUCGAGCUGGCGGCGGACGAAGGCCUCCCUUGUUCGACGCUAGUAGGGGAUUUGGCGGUGAUACAAGGGGACACGGCACUGCUCACGCGGCCUUGGGUGCCCUCACGGCGGGAUGAGAUCAGCAGCAUCAAGAAGGUCUUGGAGGAACUAAAAUUGCGCGUUGUGGAGGUAACAGAUGAAGGAGCAACCCUGGAUGGGAGUGAUGUACUUUUCACAGGUCGAGAGUUCUUUGUGGGAAUUUCCAAGUGGACCAAUCACAGAGGCGCAGAGAUGGUGGCCGACGCUUUCAGGGAUUUUGCUGUAUCUACCGUUCCUGUCUCAGGCACUUUGCACCUCCGUAGCUUCUGCAGUAUGGCCGGCUCUGACACAGUUGUGAUUGGCAGCAGCGAGGUGGCCAAGAAAGCCAUGAAGACUAUGGAGCAAUUAACUGACCACCACUAUGAAACACUGACCGUGCCUGACGACCCAGCUGCAAACUGCAUCUAUGCUCGGCUCGGCCAGAAGAGCAACGUCCUUUUGCACCGGAGUGCAGAGGAGUAUCCAAACAGCGUACAACCUUUCCAGAAACUUCCAGACUACACCCUCAUCCCAGCGGCUUGCACUGAGGUGGCCAAACUUGGCGGGACCCUCAGUUCCUGCUCUCUUCUUAUCAACAAGAAGCUGGAGAUCUAGUGCCUAUUGAACCCCACCC
Messenger RNA from Euleptes europaea (tarantolino), 905 nucleotides. RefSeq names its product dimethylarginine dimethylaminohydrolase 2 (gene DDAH2). Lineage: Eukaryota; Metazoa; Chordata; Lepidosauria; Squamata; Sphaerodactylidae. Bases 26 to 886 code for a protein of 286 amino acids. The transcript is spliced from 7 exons. Gene Ontology annotation, biological process: positive regulation of nitric oxide biosynthetic process; arginine metabolic process. The record is from RefSeq and is a predicted model, not a curated record. Gene Ontology annotation, molecular function: dimethylargininase activity; amino acid binding.